AUGACUGGGCCCUUGAAGAGACCAAUGAUGGAAAAGAGUCCUCAAAUUCUCAAUCGCCGACGUCAAAAACGGUCCUGGGUGACCAUUUUCGGGUCGGUAGCAGGCGUGGCAAUCCUGGGCCUGACCGGGUUCCGUGGGUUGCCUACCCCAGCGCAACACUGGGUCUCUCAUUCUGGAUGUAAAUCUCAGGAUUCACCUUAUGGAUCAUUCCCGCAAGAGAACGACCCCUUUCAUUUCCUGCCCUGUACUGAUGCGAGUCGUCCGCCGCCACUCGACGAUCCAACCCCUCAGCAAACAUGGGCAGCUCUUUUCGACCCCAAUCCCAGCCAUUGGAGCUGGGGGAGCAACAGCCGGGGCAUCUACUUGUGUGGAUACUUGGAUCUCCCACUCGACUAUCAUAACGCUUCGGAUACUCGGAUAGUCCGCAUUGCAGUGACCAAAUUCCAGGUCGCCGGCCUCCCUCUGAAGAACGAUUCUGAUAUCACCCCGACCAGCUACAAGAGUAAACGAACUCUCAUCAUCGAGCCGGGAGGCCCCGGUGGUAGUGGAACGUCUUAUCUAUGGGACACCGCAGAGGAAAUGACCAAACGCUUCAGCGAUGGACAACUCGAUGCCCUCGGCUGGGAUCCACGCGGUGUCAACGUCUCCCUUCCCUCGGCAGCAUGUUACCCUCAAGAUGCACACCGGGACCGCUGGUCACUCCUUGCACUCCGUUAUCGCGAGGAAGCUCCACGGGCACAACUGGAGAUGAUGGACGCUAUGAACAACGCUACGUUCUUUGCCUGCCAGCAACGACUGGGGGAUUUUGGUCGUUUCGUCAGCACGGCAGUUGUGGCUCGUGAUCUCGAUGAGAUUCGGAAAGCUCUUGGUGAAGAAGAAGUCACCGGGUACUUUGUCAGUUAUGGGACUGGUAUCGGUCAGACGUAUGUCAACAUGUUUCCUGAUCGAGCGGGUCGUUUGAUCCUCGAUGGCACGGAGUAUGUCAGGGAUCAUCGUCUUCUGGGAGGGUUUGGCUGGACCUCUCUUGACAAUGCAACUGAUGCUUGGCAUGAUGGGUUUUUGGGUGAGUGUAUCAAUGCCGGACCGGAGGCGUGUGCAUUGGCACAACCUAUCUCAGGCCAAGACGGACCCGUCACACUAGAACAACUGGAAAAGCGCAUGACCCAACUCCUCUCGUCACUCCAAACUCGCCCCCAAUCCGCAUACACCGAAUCAGGCGGUCCAUCCCUAAUCACUUACUCCGCUCUCGUGGAAAACAUACUCUACCCAGCCAUGUACAGACCCGCCAACUGGCCAAGCAUCGCACAACUCCUCUACGACCUCGAAGCAGGAAACGCAACCCUAGCCGCCAACCAGCUAGACCUAUCAUGGAGCUCCCACUCCUCACACCCCACCUACCCACACACCCCAUCCUCCUCCGAACUCGAACUCCUCGUAAUCUGCUCCGACUCCUACGACGCGCCCAUCCCAGACGGUCUCACCUGGUGGGACGAACUAUGGGCAAACAUGACCGCCCAGAGCUGGAUGGCUGGUAACUCACGGUUCUUCGCGGUUUUCCCUUGUCGACACUAUAAUACCUACUGGGACGCUCCAUCGGAAGUAUAUCGUGGUGAUCUUAAUAAUACGCUUAAGACGCCGGUUCUCUUGAUUGCUUCUCCGUAUGAUCCGGCGACACCGUUGCGCAAUGGGAGGAGGCUUUUGGGUGAGAUGGGUUCGAAUGCGAGGUUGAUUGUUCAUCAUGGGUAUGGGCAUAGUUCUAGGCGGGAUCCGUCGGAUUGUACGGAUCGGGUGGUGAAGGCUUAUAUUAAGGAUGGUGUUCUGCCUCAUGAGCAGGAGACGGACUGCUAUGCUAAUAGGAGGCCUUAUGUUGAUAGCGCGGGGGAUGAGAGUGUUUAA
Messenger RNA from Penicillium subrubescens, 1896 nucleotides. RefSeq names its product alpha/beta hydrolase. The transcript has a single exon. Lineage: Eukaryota; Fungi; Ascomycota; Eurotiomycetes; Eurotiales; Aspergillaceae. The coding region runs from base 1 to 1896 and encodes 631 amino acids. The record is from RefSeq and is a predicted model, not a curated record.